AUGCUGCACCGCCUCCCGCACUCCAUCCGCGCAAUUCGCCCGUCGCGCACCUUUUCGGCCUCUGCCGUCCCGCGUGUGCCGCUCUUUAUCGAUGGGAAGUUCGUCCAGUCGACGACCGACAAGUGGAUCGAUCUCCUCAAUCCAGCCACGAACGAGGUGCUCUGUCAAGUGCCAGAAGCCACGCCACAGGAGAUGCAACAGGCGACGCAAGCCGCUGCCCGUGCCUACAAGACGUGGAAAGAAGUGGGCGUUCAGCACCGUCAGCGCGUCAUGCUAAAGCUGCAGCAGCUGAUCCGGGAACACACGGAGGAACUGGCACUUGCUAUCACUCAGGAACAAGGCAAGACGCUCGCGGAUGCGCGGGGAGACGUGUUUCGUGGCUUGGAAGUCGUGGAACACACGUGUGGAGCGGCGACGCUCAUGAUGGGCGAGACAGCAGAGAACUUGGCCACGUCGCUCGACACGUACUCGUACAAGCAGCCCCUUGGCGUCUGUGCGGGCAUCUGCCCGUUCAACUUUCCAGCCAUGAUCCCGUUGUGGAUGUUCCCGACUGGCACAGUGACGGGCAACACGUACGUGCUCAAGCCAUCGGAGAAAGACCCGGGAGCGACAAUGAUUCUUGCUCGUCUGGCGCAAGAAGCAGGGCUUCCAGACGGCGUGCUCAAUGUCAUCCAUGGUGCUCAUGACACGGUCAAGUUCAUUUGCGAUGCGCCGGAGAUCAAGGCCAUUUCGUUCGUGGGUGGCAACCAAGCAGGCGAGUUCAUUCACUCGCGUGGCAGUGCCAAUGGCAAACGCGUGCAGGCCAAUCUAGGAGCCAAGAACCAUGCUGUCAUCAUGCCCGAUUGUGACAAGGAACAGGCCAUUGGCGCUCUUGCGGGUGCUGCUUUCGGAGCUGCUGGUCAGCGUUGCAUGGCGCUAUCGGUUGUGGUCUUUGUCGGCAAGUCGAAGGAGUGGGUCCACGAUAUCGUAGAGAAGGCCAAGGCGAUGACAGUCAACGGCGGUCUCGAACCUGGCACGGACGUGGGUCCUCUCAUCACGGUAGCAGCCAAGGAGCGUGCCGAGCGUCUCAUUCAAGAAGGUGUGGACAAUGGAGCGGACCUGCUUCUCGAUGGCCGCAACGUCAAGGUGUCCAAGUACCCGAAUGGAAACUUUGUCGGCCCUACCGUGCUCAACAACGUCGGUACGGAUAACCCGGCGUACGUGGAAGAGAUCUUUGCUCCCGUCUUGGUGUGUACGGCCGUCGAGACGCUGGAAGAAGCGAUUGAGCUCAUCAACCGCAAUCCGUACGGCAACGGCACUUCAAUCUUCACGUCAUCGGGUGCCGCUGCUCGCAAGUUCCAGCACGAAGUCGACGUGGGUCAAGUCGGAAUCAACGUGCCCAUUCCAGUUCCUCUGCCCAUGUUCUCCUUCACUGGCUCACGAGCAUCGAUCCGCGGCGACUUGAACUUUUACGGCAAGGCUGGCAUCAACUUCUACACGCAGAUCAAGACGGUGACGGCGCUGUGGGACUACAACGAGAAGACGCACUACAGCACUGUCAUGCCGACGCUCGGCCAGAAGUAG
This is a messenger RNA of Hyaloperonospora brassicae, 1563 nucleotides long. NCBI's taxonomy places the organism in Eukaryota, Oomycota, Peronosporomycetes, Peronosporales, Peronosporaceae. The record is from the annotation of a GenBank genome assembly.